Ambispora leptoticha is the source of this 474-nucleotide messenger RNA. Lineage: Eukaryota; Fungi; Glomeromycota; Glomeromycetes; Archaeosporales; Ambisporaceae. The record is from the annotation of a GenBank genome assembly.
AUGGCCAAAAGCAGAUUCGAUAUUUCAAAUCCUAAGAUAUCAGCAAAUAAGCUCGUCCAAGAGUACAUUAGUAAAGAAGGAUGCCAUAAUGCACCUAACGCCUUCAUUAUAUAUCGCAUAUUGCUAACCAAGGAACUACACGCAGCAGGUCGCAAUUUACAAGCUGCGGAUAUCUCCCAGUUGGCCUCAGAAAAUUGGGACAAAGUUGACAAAAAAGUAUACCAAGACGCCUCCGAAUCAAUAAGGCGUCAUGCGAAAAAGAAUACGAAGACCAAAGUGCGCAAUUUUUCAAUCAUGACACCUGAUUUUUUCAAGAAGCCCAUCAAAAAAUCUAAAAAACCAAGGCGAGAAGGUUCUGAGCCAAAACCACGUGAAGAAGGGACUCCUUCUAAUAUAGAAGGAAUUACUUCUAACAUAUUGCAUAACGAUCAAUGGUUUGAAAAUGAUCCUCUUGCUUUUAAGACAGAUUUUUAA